AUGACCAAGUACUCCCCCUUCUUCAUGCUCGUGCUCUUCCUGUCUGGAGGCUGUUACCAGUGUUCAGCCUCCGCAGCUGGACCAUCGAGUGAGCUGACAAAUACGAACGUGGACCAAGCCACUCCGUCGGAAAUGGGCGGCCAUAUGAUCCGUCAAGGGAGUGUCACCAGCUUCGACGCAGCGAACGAUGACAGGGCACUCCACGAGCACUGGACGGCGAUCAUAGAAGGCUUUAAGCGUCUUGCGUCUUCAGUCGCGAAUUGGGGCCCUGUCAAACAGGUCAUCGACGCAGGAAGAGGGUCGAAGCUCAUCCGACAGCUGGUCAAGUGGUUCUCUGCCGAAAAAUUGAACAUCGAGAGCAUUGUCGUACCACCCGCAGCCGAGACGAACAUCAAGAAUAUUGCCAAACCGCUCGUGGCAGAAACGAAGACCGAGAAUACCGCUGGACUGCCCGUGGCCAAGACGAACGUCGAGAAUAUUGUCAAACAGCCUGCGCCAGAGACAACGAUCGUGAGCCUGGAGGACGCCGAUUACAAGUCAAAAGUCGAUGAAGCUAUCGGACUGCUCCAGAACAACGAGAAAAACGCUUUGAGUUAUGUCGAGCGUCAGAUUGAUCCGAUGCAUUUACGUGCUGCCUGGAAAGCCCUCCUGAUCGAAGCAGACAUGUCGGAUGAAGAAUCGGCCAGGGUGAAAAACCUGAUUGAGAAGGCAGUGGCAGAAUACAAAAACAUCUACACAAAGGAAAAUAGCCUGGCGAUUCCUUCGUAUUGGAUCGAAUUCUAG
This is a messenger RNA of Peronospora matthiolae, 783 nucleotides long. Lineage: Eukaryota; Oomycota; Peronosporomycetes; Peronosporales; Peronosporaceae. The record is from the annotation of a GenBank genome assembly.